AUGAGUUUAUUUACUUUUGACCCUCUCACCACCAGCAGCGGUUGCGGGAUUGUUGGAAAUGAAACGAGCGCCAGCAGUGAAAGCCGCAAUGAAGUUCCAUUAUUUCAAAGAGCAGAUUGGUCUCUCAACAACUUGGAUGGCAUGGAUAAUGAGGAUAAACAUUUGGUGAAUCCCAUAUUAAAGGAUGAACACACAUUAAUGUAUGAGGAUCAACCGAUAUUUGAUUCGAGAUUAGGACCACAAGCCGAAUCCAUUCCACCAGAAGGAGAAGAAGAAAAAGAAAAACAACAACAACACGAUAAACAAGAAAAACGGUAUCCAGUUCCAUCUCAUCAAAGGGGAGAAGAAGAAGAGAGAAUGAUAGAGGGAAAAGAUGUUUCUUGUUUAGAUGAGGGUAAAUGGUUGUGUGAUCCAACUUCAUCCUUCAUGACUCCAGGAGCUGCGGGUGGUUUAACCACACCACCGGAUUCCACUCCCACUACUCCUAUUAAUAUGAUGAAUAUUAACAAAACUCCCGUUGUGAAUGAUCCUCCACGACUCACCGCACGCAAUAAUGUCUAUCUCAGUGAACUUCCAUCCCAUUGGAAUACCGAUAGACUACGUAGUGUGUGUCUCACCUUUGGUGGAGUGGUCUCCGCGAAGGUGGUACAUGAUCCUACCACGAAUCGUUCUCGUGAAUAUGGAUUUGUGAUGUUUGAAACGGAGGAACAGGCGGCUUUAUGUGUAAAGACUUUAAAUAACCGCCCAGUGGAGGGUCGUAUUCUCACUUGUCGUUUAGCACAUGAAAGAGCUAUGCCUUCCUUUGCGCAUAUGGACAGGGCGGCGUGGAGUUCUUCUUCUAAUACCACCACCGCAGCGGCCUCUCCACAACUCACAGGAUUAACGGAAGAAGAUCUUUUAUUACAGCAGCAACAACAACAACAACAGCAGAAGAAUGGAGCGGAUGGGGUUUCACAUCCGGAUGGAUCUUCUUUAAAUGAGGAAACGACAUUACAGAGGUUUACACCUUUGGGAUGCAAUCUUGAUCAACGGGGAGGUGUGGCUACUGUGCAAAGAAGUCGGAAUGUCUUUAUUCAAGGAUUACCCUUACAUUGGAAUACGGAUAAAUUACGAAGUUUAUGUGGUACGUGUGGAAAGGUUCAAUUAGCCAAAGUGGUUCGUGAUGCCACGACGAGUCAAUCCUGUGGACAUGGAUUUGUACUCUUUGAGACGGAUGAACAGGCUUUAACAUGUGUAGAGAGACUCAGUGGAUUUACAACAGAAGGAAAAACAUUAAUUUGUCGAUUGGCUCGUGAAAAGCGAAGUUCACCAUCGCAAUUGCAAUUGCAAUUCACCACGGGUAAUCCCACACCGUCUUCACCGCCGCUGAAUAUUCCCCCAGGCGGCUGCACUUCCACCACAACUCCCACAAGUACACCCACACAAUGUGGAAAAGAUGCCAACACCGUUGGAAUGAGUCCAGACUACGCCACUGCUAUUCUCCAACAACAACAACAACAACAGCAGAGUAUUAUCUCACCUGUAAAUCCUUCCUUUUUAAGUAAUGCCGCGUUAGUAGGGGGACCACUCCCACCCGGAGCUCUUUUACCACGAAUGCCGCCCGUCGGAACCCCAACCGCGGCUAUUAUUCCAAAUACGAUGAUGGCCCCUGGUGGGAUACCGGAUCUGGAGUAUCGAAUAGCAGCCAUGCCAAACUUUGGAAAUACAUAUUUUAUUACGACUCUUCCCUACCAGACAAUGGGAUUGGGACAAGUGAUGGAACCUAUAGUGACAACAACAACAACAACAACAACAGCAGCAGCAGCAGCAGCAGCAGCAACAACAGCAGCAAUAGCAACAGCAACAGCAACUCCUCCACCUUGUGGAAAACCAGAAAUGAUGCGGUGCUUUCCCGGUAGGUCUUGA
Trypanosoma theileri is the source of this 1905-nucleotide messenger RNA. RefSeq names its product putative RNA-binding protein. The record is from RefSeq and is a predicted model, not a curated record. Lineage: Eukaryota; Euglenozoa; Kinetoplastea; Trypanosomatida; Trypanosomatidae. The transcript has a single exon. Gene Ontology annotation, molecular function: RNA binding. The coding region runs from base 1 to 1905 and encodes 634 amino acids.